CGUGUCCAUGCCGUUCUAUACAGUGUACGUUCUUAUGGGGUACUGGAACCUGGGUCCCAUCCUGUGCGACCUCUGGCUGUCGGUGGACUACACGGUGUGCCUCGUGUCCCAGUACACGGUGCUUCUCAUCACAAUAGACCGAUUCUGCUCCGUGAAGAUCGCGGCCAAGUAUCGGAACUGGAGGACCAAAAACAGGGUAAUAUGGAUGGUAACUAUCACCUGGAUCAUCCCGGCCUUACUAUUCUUCAUCAGCAUUUUCGGCUGGGAGCACUUUGUAGGUUUCAGGGACUUACUACCAGGCCAGUGCGCGGUGCAGUUCCUCAAGGACCCGGUGUUUAACACGGCGCUGAUCAUUGGUUAUUACUGGACCACUCUCGUUGUAUUAUUCGUGUUGUACGGUGGCAUAUACAAGACAGCUUACGAUAUGCAGAAAAAGAGCGAGGCAAAACAGAGAAAGAUGCAGUCGAUGGUGGCACUGAGUGCGGGAGCCAUGUCUGGUAUG
This is a messenger RNA of Zootermopsis nevadensis, 502 nucleotides long. Lineage: Eukaryota; Metazoa; Arthropoda; Insecta; Blattodea; Termopsidae. The record is from RefSeq and is a predicted model, not a curated record.